CUGGAAAAAAGACUUUCCGCGCAAAAAUGAAAGCGGCCGUAACACGUUCCGCAUGAAGCCGAGCGAAGCGAGGGCGAUGUCUGUUGAUAUUCGCAUAAGAACAACAGAGCGAGAUGUAUGCUGCAGAGCAUUAUUAGAGUUGCUGUGGCUGUACGAGCCGUCGGAAUCAACCGGCUCCGAACCCGUUACUUACCGUACCCGCAGUUUUCUUUUCUUUACCGUUUACCACCAUGUCGACAUACUAGGUAUAAACGAGUUGCUCAUUUUUCGUUCUCUCCCGUGCUCAAAUCUCAACAAGCAUCGUCGAAAACCGGCGACGUACUCUGGCCUGGUCCAUCGAAUCCGAGUGCCGAAUGUGAAGAAAAUCAGUGUAUCAUACAUCUCAACAUCGUCAGAGCACAUUCUGGACAUGAAAUUGACCAUUUUUGCCCAGUUCACAAGAUCCAAGGGGUUAUUGAUGAUGUCAUAACGCUUUGCAUGCAACAUUUUGAACUCACGAAGGCACCUAAUAUGUCGCGUCCGACUCGGAGACCCAUAGAACAUGAUGCACUGCCACAAAUAUACGGCCAUCGACGGCCAUGUUAUACGGUAUGGCUCAAGGCGCUCACAGCGUCGGUACGUAUACCGUACACGGAAGCCGUAUUUCCAUACAAUACGGUUACGGCGCGCAGCCCUAAUCCGAGGAAGAAACGUCUUCAGGGGCAUAUCAUGAGACAGAAUUUUCGAAAAUGACAAUGGCUCACCAUCCUCAACGCCUGCCGAGAAUUCCAUCCCUUCCUCAACCUAAGCGAUUAUAUUGCUGAGGAGCUCCGCUGCCGGCCCGCUUCAACCAAGUCAGCGUUUGGCCAAGUCAAUGCGCUGAACAAGUACC
Desarmillaria tabescens is the source of this 871-nucleotide messenger RNA. RefSeq lists its product as uncharacterized. The record is from RefSeq and is a predicted model, not a curated record. The transcript is spliced from 3 exons. Lineage: Eukaryota; Fungi; Basidiomycota; Agaricomycetes; Agaricales; Physalacriaceae. Bases 118 to 732 code for a protein of 204 amino acids.